Molecule: messenger RNA, 1191 nt
Organism: Hansenula ciferrii
Lineage: Eukaryota; Fungi; Ascomycota; Saccharomycetes; Phaffomycetales; Wickerhamomycetaceae
Product: S8 family peptidase
Exons: 1
Coding region: 1-1191 (396 amino acids)
Biological process (GO): proteolysis
Molecular function (GO): serine-type endopeptidase activity
Source: RefSeq, a predicted model, not a curated record
AUGGUGCUGUGGAUUUGGAUUUUAUCAUAUUUUAUUAUUUCAGUUACCGCUGUGGAUUUUUUAGUUCAAUUUCAACCAAAUUGGUCAUUUGAUAAUUUUUAUCAAAGAUAUUUUAAUAAAAAAACAAUUGAUGCUCAAGGUUUAAAAAAUUUAGGUAUAAAAACUUUUGAAAUGGGUAAAUUUCAAGGUUUAAUGGGUGAACUUGAUAUUGAAAUGGUUAGAAAAUUAUAUUAUGAUAAAGAUGUUGCAGCAAUUUCUAUUGAUAGAGAAUUAGUUUUAGCUGAUGUUCAAGAAAAUGCUCCAAAACAUUUAGCAAGAUUAUCUCAAAGACAACCAUUAAAACCUGAUCAAAAACAUUAUGAUUUUGUAUUUGAUCCAACUGGUGGUAUUGGUGUUGAUAUUUAUGUUUUAGAUUCUGGUAUAAAUUCUCAACAUAAAGAAUUUUCUAAAAGAGUAACAAAAAUCAUUGAUUUAACUGGUGAAAAAAUUGAUGAAGGUAGUAAUACUUCAAAUAAAUUAGAUGAUCCUGUUGGUCAUGGUUCAUUUAUAGCUGGUGUUAUUGCAUCUGAAACUUAUGGUGUUGCUAAAAAGGCAAAUUUAUUUGAUGUUAGAGUAACAAAUAAACAAAGUCGUACCAAAUUAUCAUCUGUUGUUAAUGCAUUAAAUUUAAUUUUACAAGAUUCCAAGAUAACUAAAAGACCCACAUUAGUUGUUAUACCAUUAGUUAUGAAGAAAAAUGCAAUCUUAAAUGGUGCAGUUGAAUCAUUAGUUAAACAAGGAAUCCCAGUUAUUGUUCCAGCUGGUAAUGAAGGUAAACAAGCAUGUAAUUUUUCUCCUGCAAGUGCUAAAGGUGCAUUAACUGUUGGUGCAAUUGAUGUUAAUGAUGAAGAUUCAAUUCCAAAAUUUAGUAAUUGGGGUGCAUGUGUUGAUGUAUUUGCACCUGGAGUUAAAGUUAAAACAACUGGUAAUAAAGAAAAUGAAAUUGUUUCUAAAACUGGUACAUCAUUAGCAACUGGUGUUACUGCAGGACUUGUUGGAUAUUUUAUGGGUAUGGGAGAUGAUGGUAAUCAAGCAAUUGAAAGAAUUGUUAAUUAUUCCACACCGGAUGUUAUUCCAAGUGAUAGUUUAGGAUUCAAACCAUUAACAGCUAAUAGAAUUUUGUUUAAUUGUGAAGGUCAACCAAAUUGGUAA